Molecule: messenger RNA, 4017 nt
Organism: Tricharina praecox
Lineage: Eukaryota; Fungi; Ascomycota; Pezizomycetes; Pezizales; Pyronemataceae
Exons: 6
Coding region: 1-4017 (1338 amino acids)
Biological process (GO): carbohydrate metabolic process
Molecular function (GO): UDP-glycosyltransferase activity; hexosyltransferase activity
Source: RefSeq, a predicted model, not a curated record
AUGCCUUCCGACGACGAACGAACACCCAUCCACCGCAUAGGCCGCAAGUUUUCCCGCAAACGACAGAGCUCCGGUGGGGCAGUCACCCAGAGCAUGCUGCUCCCCAGCCGCCCAAACUUCUCCGAGAGCGAAGACCAAGCGGAUGUGUGCGCGCCCGGCAAAAACGUUCCCGUCAACAUGAACCAGAGCUUUUUCCAGCUGCUUACCGGCGUCACGUCGAACAUGCGGAUGAGCUCGAGGUUCGACGAGGACUCGGACGAGGAUUCCGACGACGACGAUGUGCCGCCCGGAGGUGUUGUUGUGGACAAAGGGAAAGCGAAAGCUACGGAGCGGAAACCGUGGGUGCCGUCGUUCAGCAGACUACAUUCCAUCGAGGAAUCCGGGGGAGCCGCUUCGGAUGUCGAGGCGGGCCAGGACGAUGUUUCAGAAUCCUCGUCGAAACUGGGACCUGCACCGUUCAUGAGCCAGAUGUUGGAAGCUCAGGCGCAGAUGAACACUGCCGAUUUUGGUGCUGCGGCACAACUCUCCGAGGCUGAGAUGUUCGGUAGCGGUAGCGAGAUCCUAUUUAAGGGCGAAAAAUCGUCGGAGCUGGCGAAGAAGUUGAAGGAGAUCUUUGAUCUCCCGCAAUUGGAACAGGUUGUUUCAGAAUACCCAUGUUGGUUACUGAAGAGCGUACUGCUACAGGGCUACAUGUACAUCACGACACAACACAUAUGCUUCUAUGCGUACUUGCCCAAGAAAACCAACGUUGCCACGAAAUCCGGCUAUCUCUCGAAACGUGGCAAGUCGACGGUCAAAUCUACGCGCUAUUGGUUCAUCCUGAAGGGUGAUGUAUUAUCCUACUUUGCCGACCCGUCGGAGCUGUACUUUCCGAACGGACACAUCGACCUUCGGUAUGGCAUACAGGCAACUCUUGCAGACAAUCGGGAUCCCACAGUCUUCACAGUCACUACCGAUCAACGCAAAUACUACCUCAAGGCGGAUUCCGCACCCAGCGCAAAGGAAUGGGUCAAAUGCCUCCAGAAGGUCAUCUUCCGCUCGCACAAUGAAGGCGACAGCGUCAAGAUAUCGAUUCCGGUGGCCAAUGUUAUGGGAGUCGAGGAGAGUCCGGUGUUGGAAUUUGCAGAUACAAUCAAGCUGAGUGUUGUCGACAAUGACGACACGUAUGCAAUGGAUGAAUAUUUCUUUUCAUUCUUUAGUUUCGGCAACGACGCUCUGAAAGUGUUGCAACAAGUUGUUGAAGGUUCCGUUGCGUCGAAGCUACCCGACAGUUUAGUGGAUCGCUCCAUGCUGUCCAUCGCAUCUUCCGAUACAACUUCGGUCCGUAGAGAGGCUGUUCGGGCAACAUUAGCCCCCAUAUCUCCAGCUGGGAGUGCUAGAGCCAGCCCAAGGCACAGUGGCGAAUAUUCUCGGACUAGUUUCGACGGGGUGAGACACAGCACAGAUCUCACUCGGGAGAGUUUAAAGCUUGGAAAUGCCCCCCAGCGGCAUAGCAUAGACUCGAAGAGACAGUCUUCCCACAGAAGGGUCCUCUCGAGCGAGUCGCAGCCAACUGAUUUCUCCUUCGGGGGCGAAUCUUCGGAUGUACGGCUGUCAUUCGACGAGGACGACAGCCCCUCGGCCAGCAAUAUUCUCAGCCGUAGCGAUCUCUUCAAAUCUCCGACCAUGAGUUCCAAGGGCAAGUCAAAGAAGGGGAAGUCACAUAGGAGGGAUACAUCGCCUGAUGCGACAAUACGGGUCCAUCCUCCUUCGAGAAGACACACGGCAGACAGCCGCCACAAAAUGUCACCCAAUGACUCUGACUCUCAGCUUGGUGGCGCCUCGAGCUCAUCCAAGCUUCAAGACAUUGCGAAGACCGGCGUAUAUCCACUGCAACGUGCUGCUGGAUGGGCCGAUUGGAUGAAGCGGCGGUCCAAGAAAAUGACCACCCUCAUUGCCGCCCAGCCGAUGGGAUAUCUCGAAAAAGUGUCGGACAUGUGGACCGGCGGCAAACGGCACUACAAGGAGCCUAUGGGAAUGAUGCCGAACGAGAAGGUGGACGGUAGUGAUGAUGACGGCGAUGAGACGGAUGCUUUGGAGCACGGCGAGCGAUUCCGGACCAGGUUUGCGUUGCCGGAUUCGGAGAGAUUAACAGCGGUCUACUUCGGAUAUCUUCACCGAGUCUUGCCAUUGUAUGGCAAGAUCUAUCUCAGCAACCGCAACUUUUGUUUCCGCAGCAUGGUGCCUGGCAUGAAAACCAAGAUGGUUUUGCCUCUCAAGGACAUCGAGAAUGUUGAUAAGGAGAAGGGGUUCAGAUUUGGAUAUUCCGGUCUCGUCAUCACUAUUAGAGGCCACGAGGAACUCUUCUUCGAGUUUGGUCAGGCGGAUACCAGAGACGAUGCUCAUAUUACUCUGAUGCAAAACAUUGACGAUAUCCGGCACCUCGCCGAGAGCGGUUUCCUAAGCAGGGAAGAGAAGCAAGGUGCCGAGGCCGCAAAGAAGGAACAUCAAAUGCUCCAGGAUGCCCGACAUGAAGAGGGCGGAGGUCAUGAUCUUCGCCUACCGACAGCUACCGACGACAGCUGUAUCGUGGAGGCGCCGCCGAUCGUUUUUGAUGAUCCUUAUGGAUCUAUCCUUAACUUCAAGCCGACAGAGCCAAUGACCAUCACCUGCUUGACCAUUGGUAGCCGUGGAGAUGUGCAGCCCUUUAUUGCCCUUUGUCUGGGAUUGAUGAAAGACGGGCACACUACACGAAUUGCCACUCAUUCCGAGUUUGGACCUUGGAUUGAAAGCUUUGGUAUCCAGUUUGCGCCCGUUGAAGGAGAUCCUGCCGAGCUCAUGCAGCUCUGUGUGGAGUACGGCAUGUUCACGGUCGAGUUUCUCAAAGUAACAACAUCUCGGAUGCGAGGUUGGUUAGACGGUCUCCUGGAAUCCUCAUGGCAUGCAUGUCAAGGAUCGGAUCUCCUGAUUGAGAGUCCUAGCGCCAUGGGAGGAAUCCAUAUCGCCGAGGCUCUCGGGAUUCCAUACUUCCGCGCGUUCACCAUGCCUUGGACAAGGACCCGUGCCUAUCCCCACGCCUUCGCGGUGCCGGAACACAAGAUGGGCGGCGCCUAUAAUUACUUCACUUAUGUUAUCAUCGAUAACGUGUUUUGGAAGUCAACAGCCGGCCAGAUCAACAGAUGGAGAAAGCGGCUGCUUAAUCUCCCGCGCACGAGUCUAGACAAGCUCCAGAUCAACAAAGUUCCCUUCCUGUACAACUUCAGCCCAUCGGUCGUUAUCCCCCCGCUAGACUACAGCGACUGGAUCCGUGUGACAGGAUACUGGUUCUUGGAUCAGCCAACGGAUUGGAAGCCGCCAAGCGAAUUGCUGGCAUUCAUCGAGAAGGCGCGGAAUGAUGGCAAGAAGCUUGUAUAUGUCGGAUUCGGCUCAGUUACUGUUGGCGAUCCGGAGGCGCUCACGAAAACAGUAGUGGAUUCAGUGCUCAAGGCGGAUGUUCGAUGCAUUCUGUCCAAGGGCUGGUCCGACAGGCUCAGCAAGGCGGGCUCCACUAAUCCGGAAGUCCCAUUGCCUGCCGAGAUCCACCAGAUCAACUCGUGCCCACACGAUUGGCUAUUCAGGCAGAUCGAUGCUGCGUGCCACCACGGCGGUGCGGGAACGACAGGCGCAAGUCUCAGAGCUGGCAUUCCGACAAUCAUCAAGCCAUUCUUUGGUGACCAGUUCUUCUUUGGCAAUCGCGUGGAAGACCUCGGCGUGGGCGUGUGCAUCAAGAAGAUGAACACCAGUGUCUUUACGAAAGCACUUUUGGAGGCUACGCAUAAUGAGAAGAUGAUUGUGAAAGCGGAGGUGUUGGGCGAGCAGAUCAGAAGCGAGAACGGUGUCGAAACCGCGGUGCAAGCUAUCUAUCGCGACCUCGAAUACGCACGCACUUUGAUCAAGACGCCGCACGUUGGCGAAGUGACGGAGGAAUCCGAGGAGUCGUGGACUUUCGUGGGUGACGAGAGUGACGCAGAACAUCUGAAGAAGGUGACUGGGAAGUAG